This is a messenger RNA of Electrophorus electricus (electric eel), 844 nucleotides long. RefSeq names its product HOATZ cilia and flagella associated protein (gene hoatz). The record is from RefSeq and is a predicted model, not a curated record. Lineage: Eukaryota; Metazoa; Chordata; Actinopteri; Gymnotiformes; Gymnotidae. Gene Ontology annotation, biological process: cilium assembly.
UAUCGUCUCCUUGACUACCGCGGCAAACAACGUUUGCUCGCCAACCAUUUAGCGCUUGCAACUUGGUAACCGAGUAGAAAGACACCAUGAAUGAACAGCAAGCCACCAAUAGAGUCGAACUUGUUCUCUGUAGACAUUAGACAGCGGCUGAAGAUAGCCAAGGCAAUGCGACCUACCCAAGAAAGUCUCAACCCCCCUACAUACUCCAAAAAUGACGAGGUUCUUCAGAAGGCUUCCCUGAAACAGAGGCAGGACGAGAAGAAGAGAUAUAUGGAAAUGGAGUCAGAAUCUUAUGUAUUUGCCAGUGUGUUCUAUAUGGACCCAUUGGCGCAAAGACGAGAUGUGAUCAUAGCGCUCUUAAGGAAGCAGAGAGAAGAACGAAUUAAGAAAGAGAUGAUAUCCCUUCAGAACAAGCCGAGACGAUCUAAACCAACUGAGAGGCUUUCUCUGAAGACACCUGGAGAGAUUCUGGAUCAGAACAUAGUGGAUGUCCAAGAGCUAAAGUAAUAUGUUUCAGACAUAUGAAACAAACUAAAAUGAUUUUGUACAAUGUGAGUUUGUACAGAUAUUUCUUGCCAACAUCUCUAUAAAAUACAUUUUUUAAUUUAAAAUAUGCUAUUCAUGUGUAAGCCUGAGAGUAGAAGCCUUGUACCUGAUAAGGUUGCCACUUUAAUAACCUCUAAAGAGAGGAUAUCGCACUAACCAACAGGACAUACGAGGGUUUGGGGAUAUGACACUACUACGCACAAAAUUAAAACCAUAACCUCCUAGCUAGAUAACUGUAAUUAUUAAGUAUUUCACCUGCUGAUAAAAUAUAUCAUAUAAAUUAAUGUUUCAAUCACCA